Messenger RNA from Haliotis rubra (blacklip abalone), 3480 nucleotides. RefSeq names its product zinc finger protein 668-like. Gene Ontology annotation, molecular function: RNA polymerase II transcription regulatory region sequence-specific DNA binding; DNA-binding transcription factor activity, RNA polymerase II-specific. Gene Ontology annotation, biological process: regulation of transcription by RNA polymerase II. The record is from RefSeq and is a predicted model, not a curated record. Lineage: Eukaryota; Metazoa; Mollusca; Gastropoda; Lepetellida; Haliotidae. The transcript is spliced from 2 exons. Gene Ontology annotation, cellular component: nucleus. Bases 186 to 2909 code for a protein of 907 amino acids.
UAUCAAAAUGGCGUCCGAAAAGAAACAAUAUAAGGAACUCACAUUUUACGAACAAUGUUCAGUGAUCUCAGAGCAAUCAUGGGUGUGAUUCAAUGAUGUUUAUGGUCAAAAACAGAUUUUUCUGAAAAAUACGAAACCAAACCAAAGCGAAUAUAAAGUAGGCCUUUCUUCACAGCCCUCUAGAAAUGGCUAACGUUUCACUGAAAGUAAACUUCGCUCAAAUUUCUGUUGAUUCGUCCAAAAAGGUUAUUGACAUAUCGAGCAAAUAUACUUAUGGAAUCAAUACAUUCAAAAGGAUUGUAGGGGCUGUCACUAUAAUCUUCACGGACAACGAAAGCAGCUUUGAUGCGCCUUGUAAUGAAUCUGAAACACAACACCUGGAUAAGACAACAUGGAAGAAUAUUCCUGCUUCUUUGUCUGUGUUACCUACUCCUGCAUACACACAGAGCAUGGACGUGUCAAGAGGAGGUGUAGGUCUGAGUUCUCACAACAGCUUGCCUCACUGCUAUGAAAACAUCCAAGGCAUGGAACAAACACAUGCUGAUAACAUGGAUGAUUCCUUGGGAGACAACAUCACUGCAGAGAAGAAUCAAGAAACCUCAGCAGUAUCAUCCCAUGCAAAUAUUACUUCUAUUUGUUCUGAAGGAGAAACAAUAUAUAUCAAGAAAGAGCCAACUUCACCAUUUCCAGAAGAGUUUGAUGAAAGACUGGAAAAAAGUGUUGAUGAACAUCCAUCCAAUGUUGGACGGAUAAGUGGGAGACAGUCGCAGCAUUUAAAUGGUAAACAGUCUGAUGUUUAUUUUGACAAGAAGCCUCCUCAUGCUGGGCACAAACCCCAAUCAAGUUGCUAUGUUUGCUUUAGAGAAAUUCAGAGCAAAAGAGAAUUUAUUUUUCAUGCUAGGGCACAUAAAAAUGUUUUAGGUGGUGGAGAAAGCUGCCCUAUAUGCCUAAAAUCAUUCACAAGAAAUGUCGGUUUAAUGAGACAUUCAUCCCUGCAUAUUACAAGUGAUCUGUACAACUGCCCUGUCUGUGGAAUCAACAUUGUACAGUUGGAUGGCUUUAAGAGGCAUUUCCACAAACGGCAUCCUGGGUCUUUGUUCAAACUGAAGUGCUAUCUUGCAAACCUCCGUCAUCAUACGGUGAACAGAAUGGCAUCGCAAGAUUCAGCAAGAAAUGGCCAAAUGGUAAGCUCCGCAUCAGAGAGGAGAGACUCUCAAGCUAUGCAACAAAUGGAAAGUGAACCGCAUACAGCAAUGACAAACAAUGAUUCAGAAGAUUUUCAGAACAGACAAACGUCAUAUCAUCCUUUGUCCCAGGGAAAAUCCAGCAAUCAGAUGAUGCAGCUUCAGGUGAAUGCUGAGGGCGUACAAAGUGUGAAUCUGCUUACUGAGCAUCCACAGUGUCCAGAUACCACAUCAAGUGGAUGCGACUCUGCUGCAGUAGAAUUUGGGUCAGAAGAAGAUGUUCAUGUGCAUAAAAAUAAAACAAGUCCUCGAUCAUCAAGUAAAUCUAAUGGUAAAAAAUCUGCCGUAUGCUCCUUCUGUUGGUCAGGAAUGACAAAUAUGGAAGACUUCUUGAAUCAUAUGGAGGCUCAUAAGAAUAUUAUGAAGGUUCCUCACACCUGCCCAGUGUGUCUGCAUGAGUUCAGUGACAAGAUGAGAGUUAAAAGGCACGCAUCCAAACAUGUCCUAACUGCAAUGUUUGCAUGCCCAUUUUGUCCAGUACAGAUUGCUAGAAUCGAUAGUUUACGGAGACAUGUAAGGAAAGUUCACCCAGCAUAUGCAGAUAACUUCAGAGUAGAAACAAACUACGCUACGCCCCCAUCAGGUCUGGUAACAGUCACAGAAGAUCUCAGUGUUUCAGCUUCUUUGGAUGCAAGUGCUUCCCAAAACCAAACAACAGAAAUUGAAAUUAAGAAGGAAUGUACCACUUCAUCAUCACCGAUUUCUGUACCUCGGAAUGCAGCAAACUGCCCAUAUGAGACUGACCUUCCCUCUGAAGGGGCUACAGAAGGGCAGACAUACUUCAACACACCUACUGGGUCUACUGCUGGUGCAGACCAUCAGGAUGGACAGGGUAACUGCUCAAAGAAAGAACCUGAGUUGUCAUGGCAGGAGAAUUCAGACCAGCAGCACACUCAGAUAAAUCCUUUCAUACCACUGAAUGCUGACAAUUCAUCAUCACCAGUUUCAGUCUCAUGGGGACAUACAGCUAACGUAGUUUCUAGCUCAGGUAGAUUACAUACACCAAAAAUCUUUAAUUCUCCUAAGCGAGGGGGUUCUAGACCUCAAACAGACAUGAGCAACGUUUCCAUGGAUAUAAAGUGUGACCCAGCACAGUUUCACAGCCCAAAUUCAGCAAAGAAGAAGGGUAAGAACAACAAACAGCUGACAUCUACAUGUUUCUUUUGCUCUUCAACACUAACAAACACUCAGGAAUUUCUUGAACAUGCACGACUGCAUGCCAAGGAUGACAAGAUUACCUGCCCUGUUUGUGUCACUGACUAUGCCAGGAAGCUCGGACUUGUCCGACACUCAGUAAACCAUGUUCCAAGUGACGCUCAUGUUUGCAGUGUCUGUGGUACAUCAUUUGCGCGGAGAGACGUGAUGCUGAGGCAUUACAGGAAAGUGCACAAAAUGUGCCUCAACUACUUCCGGCAUGCGACACGGAACCCAGACAGUGGGGCCACAGCAAACAGCCAUGAUCAUGAUGAUUUACAGAUACUCAGUUUUGAUGCAAUCACUGCCCCCAAUAUCCCCCCUCUGCCUGGUGAUGGGGACAUGUCCCCUGCAGUGAUGGGUGUCGCAGAUGAUGAUGACAUGAUGUACUCAUGUGGGCUGUGUGGGGCACAAUACCAUGAUGCUGUCAGUCUCCAGGAGCAUGUGCAGAACCACCCACAUGAUAUCUAAGUUAGGCUCUUCAGGAUAAGGACUGAACUUCGGAAUUAGAACUGCCAGACUCCUUGUUUUAUGCAAGCAUCUUUAGUUAAGAGUUCUUUCGUUAUGGUUUAAUGUACUUUUAUUAUCUAAAUAAUAGUGUUGAAAAUGGUUCACAGUAUGAAGAAAAUUCUUUCUAUAGCUGUCACUAGUGACAAAGAGUAUAUUUUUCAAUGGCAGGGGUAGCACAAAGUUGUAAAUUCAGGUUAGUCAAAACAACUGACAAUUAGAUUGUUUUAAGUUUGUUAACAUGAGGCAAUAAUGUACGCAGUUGUACUGCACAUGCAGUACAUAUGUGAUGGUCAUCAUGAAUGAAACACAAAGAAUAUGUUGCUUGUAUUGUAGGUCAAAUACCUCUUGUUGUCACAUUUUGUUGACAGUAACCUGUGACAUCAUUGUUGCCACAUUGUACCUGUGACAUCAUUGUUGCCACAUUGUACCUGUGACAUCAUUGUUGACACAUUGUACCUGUAACGUCAGUGUUGACACAUUGUACCUGUAGCAUCAUUGUUGGCACAUUGUACCUGUACAGGGCUACAGAUAA